Molecule: messenger RNA, 294 nt
Organism: Menidia menidia (Atlantic silverside)
Lineage: Eukaryota; Metazoa; Chordata; Actinopteri; Atheriniformes; Atherinopsidae
Source: the annotation of a GenBank genome assembly
AUGGAGAACCAGCUCCAGAGGCUCGUUUCGGAGAAGAAGGGGUUGGUGGAGAACGUGAUGGAGGUUUUCGAGCAGGGCGCGGAGGUGGUGGCCAGCAUGGCGGGCGACCUGUUCCCCGUCUUCUCCAUCGCGGCGCCCAUCGUGAGGCUGGCGCUGGACAACGUGGAGAGCAAGGAGGCGGCCUACAUGAGGGAGCAGUUCCAGAAGGUGCGCGACCGCCUGGAGAGCCACGUGACCAAUAGGAGCACGCGCAUUGUGCACGUUCAGAGCUCUUCCGCAAACUUUAAGAGGUGA